CUCAAUCCCACAAUCCCAGCAGACCAAGUUUGUAUUUAUUUGAAUGGUCCUGGCUUCGCCCAGUUUGUGAAUGUGCAUUAAAUUCUAGCUGUCAUCCUUCUAACGUACUGUUCCUGGUAUUACAUCGACACACUAUCAUCCUGGGAUAUUGCUUUAGAGAGCAGAGGAAGCUAAGCUAAGUUUACAAAAAUGUCAUGAAUCCCUGAUUAUGGCCACUGGAAACCAUGUUGGGAAUGAUGAAGAAAUCCACUGGCUCAAGCAGGCCCAGUCCCUUGGUCUUUUCAAACACAAGAGCUGUCUUGAAGAUGAAAAGAACAUGAAGGAGGUGGAUUAUUUAAAUAAGGAAGAAAUAGAUAAAGAAAGAUUUCCAGUGGGUCGUUGUGCACACAAUUACGGCAAAGCAAAACGAGUGGUGAGCAAGAAGACACGACAUUCAGCGGUGGGCUCUGGUGUACGCCGGAGAGAACCUUUAGUACACAGGUCCUCUGACAUGGCAAACAAAGAAAAUGAGCUGACAUGUGCCGAAGAUGUACAUGGUAUUCGCUAUAAUGACAACUGUGGGUUCCCUGUGAACUCAACAGAAGCCUCGAAAAUGGCAGGAGCUGGCUCCAAGUAUAGUGACUACUUUACUGAGUUAUCAAAGGACCAUGAUGCAAUGACUCAUGUGCUCUUCGGAAGGAAUCUCAGAUUAAAUGUUGCUUUAACACUUUGGCGAAGAAGUGCUAGUGAAUUAGUGGCUUACUUGAUCAGAAUACAAGACAGAGGCGUCCUUGUUGACUGUCUACCUGUACUUACUAAAAGCCUUCAAGAAGAACAGCCAUGCAUAUCUAUUGGUUGUUGUGUGGACCUUUUACCACAAGUGAAGACAAUUCUACUCAGUAAAUAUGAAGAGCACCUCAUUGUGGCUUUACACUGGGUUCAAUCGGUCAUCAAGAAAUGGUGGCCUGAGCUCUACUCAGAUGGCAAAAGAUUGCAGGAUGGCUGUUCAGAUGACAGGAAUGUUCAGGCCAUGAGAAGGCAGCUUCUUGAACUCUGGGAUGAAAAGAGUCAACUAACAUCAGUCCCCGGACCCGUGGGUGAAAUAACCAAGGCUAUUGAGUCAUAUCUCUCACAAUUACGCUGAUGUAUCAAUGUAGCACACUGAGGAAACGACCACUACACGCACUUGCUGCAGAUCUCUAAGCUGCUCCUUGAGAAACUGCAGCCAAAUGAACUGAAUCUUUCUAUCGCUCCAGAUGAGGAAACUGUGGUGAAUGGGGAGAUAGAUGAACUGAACAAUUCAGACACUCCCUGCAUCAGAACUGGAGACAUGUCUUAAAGGGUGAAAGCCUUCCUGCAAAACUUUGAAUGACUGCUUCACAUUGAAGUGGACUUUAUUGCUUAGUGGCACACAUUCAACUCCAUGAGACUGUAUGGAAUCGGGCAACUCACAGAAGUGCCAAGCAGAAGUUUUAGCUGUCACACUUGUAGUGCCAUGGUGUGCAUCUACUGAAGUGGAUGUGAUGUGAUGUAUCAUGUCUCUGGGCCUCUGACACACCUACUUUCAGUGAAGAAUUUGAAGUCCAGCAGUCUUAAAUUAUUAGAGCGUUCAAUCUUUUUUUUUGCCUGUUCAUGGAUGAAAUGUUUGUGUGCGUGUGUAUAAAUGGUGAUUUUUCUUUUAAUCAACUUCUGAAUAAAUUUACAAAAUCA
Messenger RNA from Colossoma macropomum (tambaqui), 1689 nucleotides. RefSeq names its product katanin p80 subunit B-like 1 (gene katnbl1). The transcript is spliced from 10 exons. The coding region runs from base 209 to 1123 and encodes 304 amino acids. Gene Ontology annotation, cellular component: nucleolus. NCBI's taxonomy places the organism in Eukaryota, Metazoa, Chordata, Actinopteri, Characiformes, Serrasalmidae. The record is from RefSeq and is a predicted model, not a curated record. Gene Ontology annotation, molecular function: microtubule binding.